Scedosporium apiospermum is the source of this 2205-nucleotide messenger RNA. RefSeq lists its product as uncharacterized. Lineage: Eukaryota; Fungi; Ascomycota; Sordariomycetes; Microascales; Microascaceae. The transcript has 4 exons. Bases 1 to 2205 code for a protein of 734 amino acids. The record is from RefSeq and is a predicted model, not a curated record.
AUGGUUUCCGCAUUAGCCCUCGACAAAGGCUCCAGCUCGAUUCCCACGACCCUGAUGAGCUACAGCAGUAACUUCGAUGCUCCUAGCGAGCAGACGGCGCAAAGAUUGAGGGGGGUCAUCAAGAGCAGGUCUCCUGUAGCCGACAGACCUAUUCAACUGAAGGACGAGGAACAUCAGCCCGAGCAUAUCAGAACCACCAAGACACUGAAGGAUCCGAAGUCGCAAAGUCGAUUCCAAGUCACGACGUGUUUGUCAGCUCAAGCGGCUCAUGGCGCCUUCCCUCGAUUUCAUUCUCAUGUAAUCACCACCUCAUUCAUUGUUCAUAUCCUUCAAAUACGAGGACACGGCAAGAACUUCCAACCGAGCAGCUCAAGCAGUGGUGACACUUCGACCAGUGGCCAAGUGGUCGUUGGAGCGCUCAGAAGAAGCUCCCCGAAUGCCACCAAGCACAAGCUCAUUGUCUGGUUGCACAUCAUUGUCGUCAAUGGUCCCGCUCAUCUCCUCGCCAUGGUCCUGAGGCUCGGUGGCCACAUGACGCCCAUCCGAUUGCCUGCUCUGCCAAGUCGGCCGCUCCUCCAGCCCCGGUCGCAAUGGAGCUCAUCUGGCAGAAUUCGAAUCCGGGGGCAGCAACCGCGUCUGUUUUGGCGGACUUCGCGUGCGUUUACUACGCAGUCGAAGCGCCGGGUGCUUGACGACUUCGACAGACAGAGAUAUGGCUUCCCCCCACCAGAGGAACCAACCCUCCUCCAAAAAAUGGGCGAAUCCGCCGCCACAACCCUAGCAUCCAUCCUCGUCCUAGCAAGCGGCUUCGCGUUCGCCGCCUACGCCUACCACAAAUCCUACAAACGCGUCGUCCUCCAAAAGAUGGCCAACGCCUUCCAACCGGGCGACCCCGUCCUCGAACUAGCUGCCCUCGCCAAGGACGUGCCCUCCACGGGUGCACCCGACGGCCGCUGGGUUCUCCGCGAUGAGCAGGUGCACGUCGACGAGAUCAUCGAUGGUAAAGCGUCGGGGCAUUAUUACCUCUUAAUAGGUGACAAGGGCACAGGGAAGAGCAGUAUGCUUAUUGAGGCUAUGCGCAAGAUUGACGGGGAGGGCGUGGCUAUGUUCGAGGCCCAUUCCGAUCUCGAAAUCGUGCGGAUACGUCUCGGCAAGGCCCUCGAUUUCGAGUUCCAUGAGGACUACAUCGGCGGAUACUUUAGCGAGCGUGGACCGAGGGAUUCGACGGCCCUUCUCGAUAUCGAGAGGGCCCUUAACAAGCUCGAGAAGGUCGCUCUCGUCAGUAGGCGGAAGCGGGGCAAGCCCCUCGUGCUCAUCAUUAACCAGAUGCACCUUUUACGCGACGACGAAGACGGAAAGGACCUCAUCGAGCUGCUACAGCAACGCGCCGAGCAGUGGGCCGCGGCUAAUCUCGUCACCAUGGUCUUCAACAGCGAUGACUACUGGGUGUACGAGCGGCUGAAGCAGCUUGCUACGAGGAUGGAGGUUAUCCCUGUGAUGGAUCUUCCGAAGCAGCAGGCGCUGUCUGCCCUGCAAAAGUACCGACAUAGGUAUUUUAAAGAAGAUGUGGAGCAUAGUCUCCUCGAGGAGAUUUAUGACAUGGUCGGCGGUCGGUUGAGCUUUCUUAACCGUGUGGCCAAGAGUAAGGAUAUGCUAGGGACGUGCGAGACGAUCAUUGAUGUUGAGAGGAAGUGGUUCUUGAACCAGUGCUGGAUCCUAGGUGCUGAGAUGGAUGACGACGUUAUGGAUCAGCAAAAGUGGGCGGCCGCGGCAAUGGUCCUAGCCCUCGCCCUCGUCGACAAAGAAGAAGAAAUGGACAAAACCUACGACCCCGAAACCGGCCACAUCCUCCCGACCUACCCCUUCCACAAAGCCCAAGAGAUCAUGACGCGCUGCGACUUCAUCCGCCGGCUCGACAGCCUCAACCUCUUCUCCAUCACGGCCUGGGCCGACGUGCGCGCCAGCUCCGUGCCCAUGCACCGCGCCUUCAAGGAGAUUUGUUCCGAGCCCGGGUUCAGGGAGCAUCUCGAGGCCACGAUACAGCGGAUUGCCGAUAUCGAGAGUCUUGGGAGGACGAGGGAGUUGGUGGCGAAGGAUCUUGUCCUGGGUGGGGAGUAUCAUAUUGGGAAGGGGGAUUGGAAGACGGGUGGGGUGGUGGUGAAGUUGAAGCAGGCCGAGGAGAAAGAUGACGACAAGAAGGAUUGA